AUGCACGCGGUCUACGACAAACUCAAGCGUUGUGUUUUCCCGGAGGCAUCCCCUCCGCGCCCGCUGUCUCAUGUCUGGGACCUUCGUGCCGCCAAUCAUUUCACGACGGCUUUGGCUGGUACUGGAAUGACUCCUCUGACGGCUACUCAACGUUCAAUGCAAUCCUCUGCGGUCGAAGCACGAGUCCUUCGUGCUCAGAGUGCAGCUGCCGAGGCACAGAACCAGACGCUCAAACACGACAAGAAGGUAUGGCGAAAGGACUAUUUGCGCUCGAAAAAGGGAAAUGUUCUUCGUAAGCCUAGAAAUGAUUCGAGAGAGCAUAAACCUGGAAACAAGAAGGGCGCGAAUAAGCUCCUCCCGUUCAACUCACGCGUCGAUAAACGUGUCGAGCACCUGCCUGUUGCAAUAUCGCUUGUCGGAACCUCUGAUAUAAAUGUGCAAGUUAUCAUAUGGCUGAGCAGUGUCCCCUAA
Letharia lupina is the source of this 471-nucleotide messenger RNA. RefSeq lists its product as uncharacterized. Lineage: Eukaryota; Fungi; Ascomycota; Lecanoromycetes; Lecanorales; Parmeliaceae. The record is from RefSeq and is a predicted model, not a curated record. The transcript has 2 exons. Bases 1 to 471 code for a protein of 156 amino acids.